Macrosiphum euphorbiae (potato aphid) is the source of this 1017-nucleotide messenger RNA. NCBI's taxonomy places the organism in Eukaryota, Metazoa, Arthropoda, Insecta, Hemiptera, Aphididae. The record is from the annotation of a GenBank genome assembly.
AUGAGGGACAAUAAUACUUCAAAGUGGAGUGAAGGUCUAAGAUUUAUUCAACUGAUGAAAAAUCGAGCUUAUCAUAAAGGUAUAAAUAGGUCACCUUACGAAGCACUUUUUGGUUGUAAAAUGAAAGUUGGUUUAGAUACACCAUAUAUUUUAAAAGAUUUAGAUGAUGAAGAGAGCCUUCUUAAGUUGGUAGAUCACAAUUCCAUUGGCCCAAAUAAUCAAGAUGACGAAAAUAAUAUUACCAAAGACGAAGAUAAUAUCACGUCGAUCGACGAAGAUAUUUGCACAGUUGAUAAUAAUAUAAAUACGGGAAAUUCUAAGGACGACGAAAAUAUUGCUACCAAUGACGAAGAUAUUAUAACUACGAUUAACGAAGAUAUUUGUACAGUUGAUAAUAGUAUAAAUAAGGGGAAUUAUUUGGUGUGCUCAGAAGAAAACGAUAAAAAUAUGGUUCAAUGUAUAACAUGUGAUAGCAAAAUCCAUGAGAGUGGCACAAUAUCUGUGGAGAAAGACUUGUUAUGUAAGCUUUGUAGCAGAACUAAAAAAACCGAAAACCAGCGAAGAGAAGCACAUUGUAAUUUGGAAUUACAGGCUAUAAACAUGAAAACUAGAUCAAAUAAAAAAUUCCCUCCGGCACUUGUUGGAAACACAGUAAGAGUACCAAUUUCAGAUGUUGAUCGAGGACGAGGAGAAGCUCAUAAUGUUUUGGCGUGUGUUUUGGAAGUUACAGAAGAUGGAUUUUAUCGUUUAGGAAAUAAAACAGGUGUUCUGAAACAACUUUAUGCCAGAUCCCAAUUUACAGUCUGUCAACAAAAUUUUGUGGCUUUAGAUGAAGUAAACCACGAAAAAGAAUUGGGUUUACGAUCUAUUGCCACUCAAGAAGCAACUGGAUCUGGACAAGGAUUUAUUAAAUGUUCAUGUGCGACAAGAUGUCAAAAUAACAGAUGUAAGUGUUUAAAAAAUAAAAUUCAUUGCAAUUCAAAAUGUCAUCCUAACCUACAGUGUUGUAAUAAAUAA